CUAAGACAAAAUGGCCAAGCCAACAGCUACACAGAGUGACAGCAACAAAUCCAACAACAAGCGCAGCAGCAGCAACAACAACACCAAUGCAGCUGCCAAUAACAAUAAUAAUAAUAAUUACAAUAAUAUUAAUAAUAGCAGCAGUAAACUGAAUGGCACCAUUUGUCAACCAACUCUGCCCGCGCCGGCAAACACGCCGCUGAACAAGUCCAUCAAACACGACCUCUUCCCGGAGGUGACCUUCUGCAAUCUAUCCGUGGAGGAGCUGGACGAUGCCGCCGGCCACAGUCGCACGGUACGCAAUAGCAUUAUUGCCCUCGACGGGGAUGGCAACUUGAUGAUGACUGGCAGCGAGGUGAAGAAGCGCAAGCGUUUGAUAUCGAAUGAAUCGGGCGAUUCCACCGAUUCGAGCAGCACCGAAAAGAAGACGCCCAAAAUGCCCGAUGGCGGCUACGGUUGGGUUGUGGUGUUUGCCUCGCUGGUGGUCUCCCUGAUAUGGGAUGGCCUCUCCUUCUCCUUUGGCCUGAUUAAUACCGAGCUGCUGGCCUACUUUGGCGAGUCGCCAUCGAAGACCGCUUGGAUCAGUUCCCUGUUCUUUUCGGUGCCGCUGCUAAUGGGUCCCAUUUGGUCGAAUCUGGUGGAUAAAUAUGGCUGCCGCAAGAUGACCAUACUUGGCGGCCUUGUGUCCGCCUUUGGAUUUGCCAUCUCCUCCAUUUGCAACUCCGUUGAGAUGCUGAUGGUCACAUUUGGCAUCAUCAGCGGACUGGGCCUUGGCAUUGGCUAUGUCACGGCUGUGGUAUCGAUUGCCUUUUGGUUUGAUAAGAAGCGCAGCUUUGCCACGGGCAUUGGCGCCUCUGGCACGGGCAUUGGAACUUUUGUCUAUGCGCGUCUCACACAGUAUUUGGUAGAUUCAUAUGGCUGGCGUGGCGCCACACUAAUCCUGGGCGGCACCAUGCUGAAUGCGUGUGUGUGUGGCGCUUUGAUGCGCGAUCCCGACUGGCUGAUUGAGGAAAAUCGCUUGGAGAGCCGUUCGCAGAGUGUGACCACGUUCUCCAAUUCGAGCGUGUGUCUGGAGGAGAUCAAGAAACUGCUGGACACUGGCAUAACCAAGGAGGCCGUGCUGGACACUCUGGUGACCAAGAACAACACCGAGGCCAAUCAGCAAAUUGAUGAUCCGCUGGACACGAGCCUCAAGCGCUAUCGCAGCGAAUUGUUCUUGCCCACAUUUCUCAGCGCCCAGGAACUGGACAGCAUUUGCGAGGUGAAGAGCCUGAGCCGUCGCUCGCUGCGGCACAAGGAGGGCGCCGAGGCGCCCUCACGCGAUAAUCUGCUGUCCAUGUCGUCGGGCGCCGCAGCCUACGGACCCACGGCGCCAAUUCUAGGCUCUCCGGAUGAUACACUCAUGGGCGGCAUACCGUACGAGGUGGCGGAGGCGGCCAAAAAGAGCUACUUGGCAUCCAUAGAGACCCUGUCGCCUUCGGAGAAGCGCUCCACAGUUGCGGGCACACCGAAUGGUUCGGUGCGCUCCUCGGACGAGGGCUACCUCACACAGAAGCACAACGAGCAGAAUUAUGCCAGCUCUCGUUAUUCGCUCAAUGAAAAUCUCUUCAUGACCAAGCACAAUACGCGCUCGCUGUCCAACCUGAUGAAUGGGCUGCGCCACAACUCUGUGGACAUACUGAGCGAUGAUAUGCACACCUACUACAUGGCCGUCAAGGAGGAGUCCUUCGCGCUGCUCGAUCCACAUCCCAGACCACACCCGCGCCCUGCUGCAUCCACCGUGAUUGCCAUACCCGAGCACGAGGAGAACAGCGAGCUAGCGCUGCGUCGUUCCCGUCUAGACAGUAUUACGGGCCUGCGCCGUCUAUCACGCUCGAAGAAGCCCAAUGCGCAUCGCUCGAAUCUGCGUCGCAACAUCUCCAUCAGGAACUCCAAUUUUCUGAAGGAUAUGCGCAUACAUCGCAACUCCAUACAUUAUCGAGGAGCCAUGCUCAACACGCAUCGCUAUCGCCUGCGCGCCUCCUCCUGCCCCAACAUCUAUCGCAACUCGAUGACCACCAUUGCCAAGGAGGAGGAAGAUACCUGGUAUGAUAACUUUGUGGACACCAUGAAAUCGGCCUUUGAUUUUUCACUCUUCUUGGAUAACAAAUUCGCGCUCUUCAAUCUAUCCACAUUGUUUUUGUUCAUUUGGUUUAUCAUACCCUAUCUUUAUCUGCCCGAUUACAUGAAGCAAUAUAACUAUGAGGUGAGCGUAAGCGCAGUACUCAUAUCCGGAAUUGGUAUUGCGCAAACGGUGGGCAUGAUUGGACUGGGUUAUCUGGGCGAUUCAUCCUGGAUGAAUAUCAAUAUAUGCUACUCCAUAUGCAUGCUGGUUUGUGGUGCUUCGGUGUUUUUUAUGCCCUUGCUAAUCAAUAACUACAAUGGACUGAUGACGAUGUGCGUCAUAUUUGGAUUCACUUUUGCCAGCUCCUUUUCGUUUACGCCCAGCAUAUUGGUCAGUAUCGUUGAUAUGGAUGAUUUCACUUGUGCCUACGGUUUGGUGCUGCUGGUGCAGGGCGUUGGCAUGAUUGCCGGCCCGCCGAUAGCAGGCGCCAUUUAUGAGUUUACGGGCAGAUGGGACGACUCCUUCUACUAUGCGGGCAUAUUUAUAGCACUCUCCGGCGUCUGUUCGUAUAUGAUUGAGUUCUGUGAGAAGAAACCAACUAAGGAGAGUGAUAGUGAUGUCUCAGAGACUAAAAAAGCUCAACUUUUACAUUAGUUUAUUAAAAUGUCAGUAGAAGAACCAAUCAAAGCGAAAAGAAAUUUAUAUAAAAAUAAUUAUAUAUAAUUCAAGGACUACAAUUGAUAAACUUCAGUGCAAUUAUGCAGCACUGCGGCCUAAUUAAAACACAAAUAAUGGACUAGCAUUAAAUGUUAUCAAGUUUCUUAUGUCAAAUGCUGUUGCAGCUAAAAAACAAAAACCACAAAACAAAAAAAAAAAAAAAAAAAACAUUACCUAAAAUAUAAAACUCAGAGCGAAUUAAUAGAUAAAUAAUUAAUUAAUAACUAGUUCUUCGCGUGUAAGCAAAACAUUGACUUGAAAACUAAUAUUAUAUUUAACAACUAUAUUAGUUAGUUAACGCACUAGGACAACUACAUUGUACGGAUACUCCAAUAAAACAACAACAACAACAACAACAACAACAACAUGCAUACUUAUAUACUAUUGACCGAACUAUAGUUACCAGAAUUCAAUAUCAAUGCAGUGCAUCACUGCCAUGCGCAAAACGGGUUACCCUAAUUGUCUUUUUUGUAAACGAAUAAUAGUUUAAUAAUUGUUGUAAAAUCACAUUCAAAGAUUCGCCUCGAUUGUCAUAGAACAACAAAUUACAAAUAUAAUCAAUAUCAAUACCAAUCUAUGUAACGUAUGCAAUAAAUUCAAAGGCAAGUUCGCAAUCAAUUUAACUAACAGUCUUCAAAGCGGCAAAUUAACAACUAGCGAUUAAAAUACUUAGCUCCUGACUAGGUAAAACUUUUGUAAAUUGUUGAUGAAUUAUUGAUGAUACAUAUUAACAGAAAGAAAAGAACAUCGCCCGAAUUGCAAAUGGUUCGCCAGCAAAUUGAAUAAAUUUAAAAUAAUUUUUGUCAACAAAAAACCGACGCAGUUCAAGUAUUAUUAUAAAAAAUAAAUCAAGAAGUUCACGUAGCGCACUGAGAUCAAUUUAGCCUAUGCCUAAAAAGCAACUAGAAAUAUAUAAAUAUACAUAUAAAGCACACUUCAAUUUAGUUUAAAUCCAACUAAAUAAUGCCUAAAUAUAACCUCUAUAUACAACUGUAGACUAUGUAGCUGUUGUUUCCAAUAAAAAAUUAAAAAAUAAAUAAAUAAAAAACAAAAACAGUUUUGUUAGCCAUAAGCAGAACAACAUUUAGCAAAUAAAACAAUAUUACAUUAAAAUGCAAUUCUAAACUGUUUACCAGCAGCAAUUAACUUAACACAAAUAGUAUAUACCUAUAUAUUAAACAAUAUUCAACAAUUAAAACAUAAUUUUUAAAAGAA
This is a messenger RNA of Drosophila montana, 4036 nucleotides long. It is a transcript of the gene chk, whose product is annotated as chaski. Gene Ontology annotation, cellular component: membrane. The coding region runs from base 11 to 2758 and encodes 915 amino acids. The transcript is spliced from 5 exons. Gene Ontology annotation, molecular function: monocarboxylic acid transmembrane transporter activity. Lineage: Eukaryota; Metazoa; Arthropoda; Insecta; Diptera; Drosophilidae. The record is from RefSeq and is a predicted model, not a curated record. Gene Ontology annotation, biological process: transmembrane transport.